This is a messenger RNA of Emiliania huxleyi CCMP1516, 1621 nucleotides long. RefSeq lists its product as hypothetical. NCBI's taxonomy places the organism in Eukaryota, Haptophyta, Isochrysidales, Noelaerhabdaceae. The transcript has 6 exons. The coding region runs from base 1 to 1461 and encodes 486 amino acids. The record is from RefSeq and is a predicted model, not a curated record. Gene Ontology annotation, biological process: protein secretion.
AUGCCAUUUCCCACCGCCAAUGCUGCCGAGGCGCCGACAUUUCCCACCGCCACAGCUGCCGAGGCGCAGGUCCGUUCGCUUGUGAGCGGCGACGCGUCGGCGCCGGUCGGCGUGGCCGACCUCCAGGCCGCCACGCGCGCGCUGGGCGAGCUCGUGCGGAGCAACCUCCGGCCGCUCGCCCGUGCCGCGGACGGGCGGCUGCUCUUCGUCGCGGCGCCGGCCAGCGAGAACGAGGUGACCUCCCGCUGUCUGCGGCUACUCGCGCUCGUCUGGUCGAAGCCGCCCUUUCGGACCAUGCUCCACCACCGCCACCUGGCAGAGGAGCUCGGCGCACUCAUCACGAUUGCCGGCUCUAGCGGCAGCUUCCACGCCAGGAGCCGCACGGGUGGCCCUGAGGCCCGGCUCGCGGAGCUGCUCGAGCGCGAGGCGCCGCUGCCGCUGCUCGAGGCGCUGCUGGCGGUGGACUCGCCCGCGCAGCUGGCGGAGCUAAGAGAGGCGGUGCGAGACGUCGGCCGUGCGGAGCCGUACCGCGUCGCCGCCGGGCUGGCGGCGGUGCGGCACGCGCUGCUUCGCCGUUCGGAGGCGGCGCUUGGCCGGUUGGAGGAGCUGCUCGAGCUCGCGAAGCUGCGGUUGGCCCACGACGACUCCUUCGUCUACCAGGCGGCCCUCAACGCGCUCGCCGCGGCGGCCGAGGUUUCGCCGCGCACGGUGAUGCCGCGCCUCGCCGAGCUUCUCCUGCCACAGGGCAAGCCGCAGCUUGGCCGCCGGCCCUCCGCCGCUUGCGAGGCGAGGGCAGCUGCCGCGACCGAGCGGCGGCUCAAGGGCGCCCAGGCGCUGUGCCAGGCCGUGCUCCGUUUGGGGGCGACCCUCCCCCCCCACGCCGACGCCGCCAUGGCGGCGCUCCUCGCCGGUGCCCGCGACGAUUGCGCCGCUAUCCGCGCUUCGUGCCUCGCCGCGCUGGCGACGGCGGCCUCCACGCUGCGGCUAGCGCUGCAUCCGUACGCAGUCGAGCUGCUCACGCUCGCCACGUCGGCGCUGCAGCCGCACCGGAACAACGCGCUGUUCCAGGCCGCCGCCGCAGAGGCCGAUCGGCGCAGGCUGGAUUCGGCCGCUUCCACCUCAUCGGCCGCGCCAGCAGCCGCGCCUGCGCGCGAGACGGAGGAGCCCGGGGACGGCGGCAGCGCGGAGGAGCGUGCGUGCGUCGACGAGGCGCGCGCCGCCGCCUACCUCGUGGGCUUGACGCUGCAGCAGCUCGGCACCGACGGGGCGGCAGUCCUCCCGCCCUCGCAGCUGCGGCAGAUCUACGCGCAGUUGCGGCUGACGCGCGACGGCGCCGCGGACCCGCUGCUGCGCGAGCACGCCGCCGAUGCGGUCGCGCAGCUCGACCUGCUCGGCAGGCAUCUCCUGGGGGCCGCUGCUUGGAGUGAGCGGCCGCGGACUCUGACCAUUCGGAUGCCCUGAAUGCUGAUCCUUGAAGUAGAGAGCGUGCACGUACACGAUGAUCGAUGUCCAAUUGACAGGUGGCCGUAUUUUUAUCUCUCGGUAGAGCCGUACGCCGUGGCGGUGGGCGUAUCUGCACAUCUGCAAGUAUGAACCAGUAAAGGCGUAGACCGUAGAGGCG